Molecule: messenger RNA, 2171 nt
Organism: Engraulis encrasicolus (European anchovy)
Lineage: Eukaryota; Metazoa; Chordata; Actinopteri; Clupeiformes; Engraulidae
Gene: slc7a3b
Product: solute carrier family 7 member 3b
Exons: 13
Coding region: 213-2126 (637 amino acids)
Biological process (GO): L-arginine import across plasma membrane; L-ornithine transmembrane transport
Cellular component (GO): plasma membrane
Molecular function (GO): L-lysine transmembrane transporter activity; L-arginine transmembrane transporter activity; L-ornithine transmembrane transporter activity
Source: RefSeq, a predicted model, not a curated record
UCUAGUCUACCUCGCCGCUCCCAACUCUCACAUUAGUAGACUUCAAAGUCAGCGAGCAUAGCAUAUCUCUGGAGCAUUGUCCCGGACCUUACCGGCAUCAUCUGAAUAGCAUUCAACUCCCAACAAGGUGACCUCCAACGAAUUUGAACACCUUCUCUGACCUAAAGUCACUUACAACCACCAAAACCACUACAACCACCACCGCUAUCGCCAUGAAGCAGCUAGCCUCGUUCGGAAGGAAACUGGUGCGUCGGCGAAUCCUGGACUUCAACCAGGAGGAGAGUCGAUUCGCCCGGUGCCUGUCCACGCUGGACCUCAUCGCCCUGGGUGUCGGAGCCACGUUGGGGGCCGGUGUUUACGUGCUUGCGGGAGAGGUGGCUAGAGAAAAGGCUGGUCCGGCCAUCGUCAUCUGUUUCCUCAUCGCAGCGCUGUCGUCGGUACUGGCCGGCCUGUGCUACGCCGAGUUUGGCGCCCGCGUGCCCAAGACGGGGUCGGCAUACCUGUACAGUUACGUCACCGUGGGAGAAAUAUGGGCCUUCAUCACGGGAUGGAAUCUAAUUCUGUCCUACGUCAUAGGUACGGCGAGCGUGGCUCGUGCCUGGAGCUCCACGUUCGACAACCUGGUGGAGCAGAAGAUCUCCUCCUUCUUCCGGGCCUGGAUGUCCAUGGACGUGCCGGCGCUGGCCAAAUACCCGGACCUCUUCGCCCUCAUCCUCGUCUUGCUUCUCACUGGCCUGCUGGCGUUUGGCGUGAACGAGUCGGCGCUGGUGAACAAGAUCUUCACGGGCAUCAACCUGGUGGUGCUGGGCUUCGUGAUCAUAUCGGGCCUGGCCAAGGGAGACACCAAGAACUGGAACCUCACCCAGGAGGACUACAUGGCUUCGUACAACGGCAGCAAGUCCCUGGAAGACGUUGAAACUAAUUUUGGCGUGGGAGGUUUCGCUCCUUUCGGGUUCAAAGGAAUUCUCUCCGGCGCGGCGACCUGCUUCUAUGCCUUUGUCGGAUUCGACUGCAUUGCCACCACAAGCGAGGAGGCUAAGAAUCCCAUGCGUUCCAUUCCCAUCGGAAUUGUGGCCUCGCUGCUAAUCUGUUUCGUCGCCUACUUUGGCGUGUCGGCGGCGCUCACCCUCAUGAUGCCCUACUACCUGCUCAACAAAGAGAGCCCGCUGCCACAGGCCUUCCAGUACGUGCACUGGGACCCCGCGCGCUACAUCGUGGCCGUCGGCUCUCUCUGCGCGCUCUCCACCAGUCUGCUGGGAUCCAUGUUCCCCAUGCCCCGUGUCAUCUACGCCAUGGCGGAGGACGGCCUGCUCUUUCGCUUCCUGUCCCGCAUGCACAAGAAGACCAAGACGCCUGUCAUCGCCACCAUCGUCUCUGGCAUCGUGGCAGCCCUGAUGGCCUUCCUGUUUGACCUGGCCGCUCUGGUGGACCUGAUGUCCAUUGGGACCCUGCUGGCCUACACGCUGGUUGCCGUCUGUGUCCUGAUCCUCCGUUACCAGCCGGGCACCCUGAGUGCGGACGGCGAGCUGAAGCUGGUGGAGCUGGAGCGGCUGGAGAAGUCUCAGGAUUUGGAGGGGGACAGCAGUGGAGACGAGGCCUACCAUCCGGAGUCGGAGACCAAGCCCCUGAAGGAGCGCUUCAGCGCCAAGCUGCUGCUCUUCCCCGCCUGCGACCAGCCCACCUCCACCUCGGGACUCAUCGUCUACAUCACCACAGCUGCAGUCUCGGUCGUGUACACGGUGCUGUGUGUGAUCCUGGCGGUGAAAGGUGAUGAGGUGAUGCAGGGCGAGCUGCUCUUCGUCAUCCCGGCCGUGGUCCUCACCCUCCUCUCCUUCGUCUGCGUGGCCAUCAUCUGGAGGCAGCCCCAGAGCACUGAGGCCAUCAACUUCAAGGUACCCCUUCUCCCUGUUCUUCCACUGAUCAGUAUUUUCGUCAACAUCUACCUUAUGAUGCAGCUGGAUGGACCAACCUGGGCUCGUUUCGCCGUCUGGAUGGCAAUCGGUUUCUUGAUCUACUUCUGCUAUGGUAUGAAGAACAGUUCAGAGGGCGCCAACAAUUCUCUGAAGAAGAAGGCGCCCAUCUUUCGCCCAGACGAGGAGAGCGAUGUGGAGGGCAUGACUCCUUGAGUAGAAAAAAAGCAGUGCUGCUGCUGAAAGACUACACAUUUAUGU